AUGCCCGAGCUACCUGAGGUGGAAGCAGCGAAAAGGCUUAUGGAGCGAGGCUGUGUGGGCAAACGGAUUGAAAGAGUUGUGGCUGCGAAAGACGAUAAGGUCUUCGAGGACGCGUCUCCGGAUGAUGUACGGCGUGCUCUGGAGGGUCGGCGGGUGGUUGCAGCCCACCGCAAGGGCAAGUACCUGUGGCUGGAGCUGGACAACCCCGACGGGCUCUGGCCUCUGCUACAUUUUGGCAUGACGGGCGGCAUCGUGGUUCAGAACAUGGGUGCGACCAAAUACAAACGUAUUCAUUUGGCAUCAAACCCGGACGAGUGGCCCCCACGCUUCACCAAGCUGGAGUUGGAUCUGGAGGGUGGCGCCAAGGUUGCGUUCGUGGAUGUGAGGAGGUUUGGCCGCGUGAAGCUGCUCGCCAACCCUUCAGCACAGGAGCCGCUCUCCAAAUUGGGUUUUGAUGUUUUGGACGAGCUACCGCCUCUGGAGCAAUUCAUCGCGGCAGUUCGGAAGCGGGUGGCGAGAGCGCCGGGUCUCAAAAUUAAGGCUUUGCUCUUGGACCAGGAGUUCUGUAGCGGGAUUGGCAACUGGGUGGGCGACGAGGUUCUGUACCAAGCCCGCAUUCACCCGGAGCAGUCAGCGGCCUCCCUGGGGGAUUCCGCUCUGGCGGCCCUCCGCGAGUCCAUCCGCUCAGUGGUGACACAGGCUGUCGAGUUGGAGGCAGAUGUGGACCGCUUCCCCCCCGAAUGGCUCUUCCAUCACCGGUGGAACAGCAGGAAGCCCGGGUCCAUCAACGGCCACAAAAUCGAGUUCGUGACGGUGGGGUCGCGCACCUCGGCCUUCGUGCCCGCCCUCCAGAAGCUCCAAGGGCCCCGCACGGGCGCCGCUAAGAAGAAGAAGACAGCCAGCGACAGCGAGGAGGAGGAAGAGGAGGAAGAGGAGGAAGAGGAGGAAGAGGAGGAAGAGGAGGAAGAGGAGGAA
Messenger RNA from Volvox carteri f. nagariensis, 975 nucleotides. RefSeq lists its product as uncharacterized. The transcript is spliced from 9 exons. NCBI's taxonomy places the organism in Eukaryota, Viridiplantae, Chlorophyta, Chlorophyceae, Chlamydomonadales, Volvocaceae. Gene Ontology annotation, biological process: base-excision repair. The annotation marks the transcript as partial. Gene Ontology annotation, molecular function: zinc ion binding; damaged DNA binding; DNA N-glycosylase activity. Gene Ontology annotation, cellular component: nucleus. The record is from RefSeq and is a predicted model, not a curated record.